UGUCAUUUUUCGUUUAUUUAUUUUUGUUCAAUUUUGCAACCAAAAAACGGUGAAUUUUUUGUUUUUUAAGAAAGAAAAAUCAUUUCAAACAUCCAAUAUCCCAAACAUCAAAGAUCAGCAUCUUUUUUUUCCAGAAAAAAAGUGAAACUUUUUAUGGUAUUUUCCACAACAACAGCAACAAGUUUUUCUGAUCUUGUCCCAAAAAAAUCUUAAUUAGGUAAAAAUUACCGAGAGAAAACCGAUCAAAAUGGCCGAACCAAAUCGAAUAUUUGUCAAUGUACAAAUAGCGGAUCGAUUGAAAAGAAAAACAUUUUCAAAACAAACAAAAAGAUCUCAAUAUAAUCCUCAUUAUCCAUCGCUAUUUCCAUCAACAUCAAAACAACAAUUAAAAUCGACAACAACAAAUCUACAACAACAACAACAAAAUUAUAAUGUUGUUGAUUCAUUUCAACAGCAACAACAACAAUUUUAUGAUGAUGAUAGUGCAAUUGGAAUGUCAGAAAAACAGCCAUUAAUUGAUAAUGAAUUUACAAUUUCCGGAAAUUAUAAUAAUAAUGAUAAUGAUUUAUCAAAAACCUUUAUAAAUAAUAAUAAAUAUAAAUUAAUUUCAAAUUAUAAAAGUAAUAAUAAUGGUGAUAAUCUAAGUGAUUAUAGUUCAAAUGAUUAUGAUUCAAAUGGAUCAAAGUAUCCACAACAAGAAUCAUCAUUAGAACAAUAUCAAAAAAAGAAAAAAAUGUUGGUCAAAGAAAAACGUACAACAAAUAUGCAAACAAUGAUGCAUAUUAUGAAGGCGAAUAUUGGUACCGGUAUUCUGGCAAUGCCAAGUGCAUUCAUGAAUGCCGGUCUUUAUGUUGGCCUCGUAUCUUUACCAAUACUUUGUAUGCUUUGUACACAUUGUAUGCAUAUAUUAGUAAGGGCAAAUAAUAUUCUUUCGGAACGUUUAGGAACCGGAAAACUGGAAUAUCAAGAUGUGGCGCUGAAUGCAUUCACAAUCGGUCCACGACCAUUACGUCCAUUUUCACAAUGGGCAUCAAGAAUUGUUAAUCUUUUUCUAUUGAUUACACAAUUAGGUUUUUGUUGUGUUUAUUCAUUGUUUGUUGCUGAAAAUAUUAGUCAGUUUAUAAGUGAAUUAACACCGGAACAAUUUCAUUAUAAACCAAAUUUAUAUCUAGUUUUCUUCCUACCAUUAUUUAUAUUAUUAUCAUUUGUUAAAAGUUUAAAACAUUUAUCGCUAGCAUCAAGUAUGGCAAAUUUAUUACAAACCGUUGGUCUUGUAAUUGUAAUGAUAAAUUUGGUACAAGAUUUACCAAAUCCAGAUCAAGUAACACAAGUUGGUUCACUGGCAAGAUAUCCAUUAUUUCUGGGUACGGCUGUUUAUGCAUUCGAAGGUAUCGGACUGAUAUUACCAUUACAAAAAGAAAUGCAAACACCGGAAACAUUACAAGGUUAUGUUGGUGUUUUGAAUACAUCAAUGUCAUUGGUAGCAUCGAUAAAUAUUGCUAUCGGUUUUUUUGGUUAUCUUAAAUACGGUAACCUUGUUAAAGGUUCAAUAACAUUAAAUCUACCGGCUGAACCACUUUAUCAAUCAUGUAAAGUUAUAUUUGCAUGUGCAAUAUUCCUAUCAUAUGCAAUACAAUUUUAUGUCCCUGUACAAAUAAUAUGGCCAUGGAUUUGUCAAAAAUUUCAACUUAAAGAAGGUACUAAAAAAACUAAUACUAUUGAAUAUUUUUUUCGUGCUGGUUUGGUUACGUUUACAGUUGCAUUAGCUGCUGCAAUACCAAAAUUAGAUUUAUUCAUAUCAUUAGUUGGUGCUAUAUCAUCAAGCGGUAUUGCACUGAUGUUUCCACCAAUUAUUGAUAUUUGUGUUUUAUGGAAUGAAGAAAAAGGUUUAGGUCGUUGGAUGUGGAUCUACCUAAAAGAUGGUGCUAUAUUUUUAUUAGGUAUUGCUGGCUUUACAACCGGUACUUAUGCUAGUAUUGAAAAUAUUUUACAACAUAUUAAUGAUUGAAUCAAUCAGAAAUCAAAAUCCUAAAUCAAUCAAAUCGAUCGAUCAAUCAAAAAAACAAUCAAUCUUUUCAUCAAUCAAUCAAUCAACCGUCA
Dermatophagoides pteronyssinus (European house dust mite) is the source of this 2100-nucleotide messenger RNA. Its product is annotated as proton-coupled amino acid transporter 2-like. Gene Ontology annotation, molecular function: L-amino acid transmembrane transporter activity. The record is from RefSeq and is a predicted model, not a curated record. Gene Ontology annotation, cellular component: vacuolar membrane. NCBI's taxonomy places the organism in Eukaryota, Metazoa, Arthropoda, Arachnida, Sarcoptiformes, Pyroglyphidae. Gene Ontology annotation, biological process: amino acid transmembrane transport.